ACACAGCUCACCUGUCAAUGCUACUGUCCAUCCAUCCGAAAUGUGUUGCCAUGCAUGGACCCAGUACAAUGCUCAAAUCCCACAUGCUCCUUUCCCUAAACCUCUCAUACACGUACCCACCGUACAUUUUCCAAGUGUCACCCUCUCGUGCCUCCUUGCUUCACGUUGCCUUUCUCUCAUUGGCUCUAUCCCUCUCUUUAAACCCCCACCUCAACAAAUCAUUCCUCUCGCUCUUUUUACACACACCAUUUCCCCCAUUCUUUCACCUCUCCCGUCUCGUCCUACCUACCCUUCGCCAUUUUCUUUCUCUUACCAUUUUCUAAGCUUCACAAUGAUCAAGACCCUGAGUCCCUACUCCACUGCAAAAACAGCUGAGAUUAUGUCUAGGUACAGGCCCAUAGCACCAAAGCCUGAGCUUCCUGCCAACUCCUUGGGUGACACCCCGUCAAUGUCUCAGAAGAUUAGGCAAUCUCCUUAUCUCAGGAAUCUCUGGCCUCAAUUGCAAGCCAGGCCUACUAGAACCAGAAAGAGAGGCAGAGCUACCAUGUCUCCUCCCACCAUCAAAAGACCAAGAACCCAUCUUUUUGGUCUUUCCUCUCCCAGUCAUGUGCCAUCACCUGCCAGACAUCUCUCCUUGCAGGGUUUUGCUUAUGGGAUUUCUCAGCUUCCUGUUCCCAACCUCGCUGGUGUUGAUAGCAAGUUGGAAAAUCCAGUGUCAACCGCUUCAGAUUUGGUGACACUUCCUCUUCUUCCGUGUCAGCCAUCGGUUCCUCCUGUUGGUAACCAACCUAUAGCACCUGAAAUCAAUUGCAUGGAACAACGUAGAGAGGUCAUAGAUUUGAACACUACUGUGGCUGAAAUCCCAGAAGAGAAGGAUCUCUUGCAGCAAUUACAAGAAACUCUCACCGGCAAUAUUAUAACACCUCAGCCAAUUCGACCAGUUGGCUCAAGCAUAAGCGUUGGGUGCAUCAGUGAAGACCCAAGCUCAACCCCACCAGUGCAACUUCCAAAGAAGCCAGAGGAGGUUGAACAAGAAGUUGAGUUCGAGUCCUUGCCAGCCGUGAUAUCUGAUUCCAAGUACAAAGUGCGGCUGGCAAAUUCUGCCUAUAAAGAAAUGGUGGGACAACCAGAGUGCUCGUGGCUCGACUUGAUGGUGAUGGGCGAUGGCAGGUUUGGAGGUAGCUCAAGCAAAAGGAUCUGUGGAGAGGUGAAGCUUCAUCUUGCUGAUUCAAAGGUGCCCACUUCUUCAAAUGGAUUUUCAUGCUGGGUGAGAAUAGAAUGGGGACAUGAGGGGAAGAAGAAAGCCAUCAAUGCUUUUUGUGAUGUUAUCAGAUUGUCCUGCGAGUCCAAGGAUUACCUCUUCACCUGGAGGUUCCACGCUCAUAACAGGGAGGGCUCCGAGUCCAGCAACACUGCUUGAAUGCCUAAUUGUAUAAAGCAGUUCACUAGAAAACGUAUCUUGCUUGAAUACUUAAUUGUAUAAAGUAGUUCACUAGAGCACGUAUCUGAUCUACUAUGUAUACAUAAGAACACAUCAGGUAUAUGUACAGUUUUUGUUAGCUUUUCAGUUAAAAGUCAAAUUCUGUAGAAGAUAA
This is a messenger RNA of Hevea brasiliensis (rubber tree), 1595 nucleotides long. RefSeq lists its product as uncharacterized. The transcript has a single exon. Bases 41 to 1420 code for a protein of 459 amino acids. The record is from RefSeq and is a predicted model, not a curated record. NCBI's taxonomy places the organism in Eukaryota, Viridiplantae, Streptophyta, Magnoliopsida, Malpighiales, Euphorbiaceae.